CUUGAAUUUAAUAUUCUGAACUUAGUUUACACAAGGAAAGACUGCGGAUCAAUCGGAUUCAGAGACACAAUAGUAUAUUAUUCUUCUGACAAGGAUGGCUGACGAGUCGUUGUAUAUUACUACCAAUGAAGCAGCUCUAGCGGUUGUAGCCACAGCUAUGAAGAAAGCUCGUUUGUCCAUAGACACAUUAAUAAUAAAUUCCUUUACAGGUGGUAUGUUAUUCUCAGCAGGGGGCAUGCUCCAUUUACUUGUUCAAGCCAAAAACCCUGAAAUCAUGGAAAUCAAUCCUGGCAUUGUCCAAUUAUUACAAGGUAUACUAUAUCCCAUCGGACUCUUUUAUGUGGUGAUUAUGGGUGUAGACUUGUUCAAUUCAAAUAUUUUAUUUUUUACAGUGGCUGUUGCUAGAAAUGCUGUGACGGUAUUGGAUUUAUUGAUUUCUUGGAUUGUCAGUUGGUGGUUCAAUUUAGUGGGUAAUAUAUUUGUUUGUUACAUCAUAUGUCAUUAUUCACUGAUUACUGCAAGUAGUGCAUUUGUCAAGGCAUCUAUAGAUAUAGUUAUGGAGAAGGCUGAAUUUACCUUUGUCGAAACUCUUAUAAAGGGAAUGGCUGGUAAUUUUUUCGUAUGCCUAGCCAUUUAUCUUCAACUUAUGGCUAAACCUAUUCAUGUAAAAUUCUUUAUGAUGCUCAUUCCAAUUUUUACAUUUGUAUCUAUGGGAUUUACUCAUUCAGUUGCCGAUAUGUUUUUACUUCUGAUUGGUCUUAUUAAUAAAGCCCCGAUAUCUGUAGGUAAAAUUGCAUGGAAAGUUAUGCUUCCAGGGUUUUUGGGAAAUAUUAUUGGAGGAUCCUUCUUUGCAUUACUUUUACCUUGGUACUUACACAUAGUUGUGGUAGAAAGAGAUUCACGUAGAUUGAACUUACCAGUCUUUGAACUCAGAGAUGAACAACCUGAAUUGAAUCAAGAUUCCAGAGUUGUUAGAGUUAAGCAUCACGGUGAAGAUGUCGAUGAAGAAGAAGAAGAUGAAUUAGAAAAUAAUGAAUUGGAAGAAAAACUUGAAAAUAUACCUCAAACCAUGAGUUCAGGAAGUCAAAUUCCUCAAGACGUUUCCCCACAAGUUACUGAAAGGAAUAUCAGCAUUAGUAACGGGUCUAUUUCUAGAUUUUCUACAAUUUCUAGAAGUAGUACUGGAUAUAUGAAGAGUCAAAGACCAUCACCCAAAAAUGUAUUCCCAGUAUAUGGUAUGGGAAGGCCAUUAUCACGGGAAAAAACUAUUGCCACUGGUAGACUACCACUGGAACUGCAAAAAUCAAGUCAAAUGUCUCAAAAUGAUCCUGGCAUAUAUACAGAGAGUGAUACAGAAGAUCCAGCUGAAUAUAUUGGAGAAAAACUUCGACGAAUAAUUUCAAGAAAAUCAAAGAUAGUGAAAGAUCUUGAGUCCCAAAGGGCAGGAAGAAUGGAUUCCACCGCCAGUACGUCAAGACGACCAUCAAUCUUUCCAAGAUAUUUUUCAAAUAGUUCAACGAAAAAGUUGACUGCAGUUGAAGAUAAAUUGCAGAAAGCGGGAAUUAGAAAGAAAGCUAACGAAGCUGCAAAUGAUGCAGCCGGAGUUGCUGAUGUGCCUUGGAAGAAGGAAGUACUCUCACCAACCCACUCAGCUAUAGACGAAGAAUCGAUACUGCCGAUUGCACAUCUUAACACGGACGAUGUAGAUGGUUCUACACUGAUUGAUUCAAGUAAAGAAUCAUACAAAAUAAUGGGAUAUAACCCGGACGAUAAUAAAAACAUAUAG
Messenger RNA from [Candida] anglica, 1786 nucleotides. NCBI's taxonomy places the organism in Eukaryota, Fungi, Ascomycota, Pichiomycetes, Serinales, Debaryomycetaceae. The record is from the annotation of a GenBank genome assembly.